Aspergillus uvarum CBS 121591 is the source of this 1180-nucleotide messenger RNA. RefSeq names its product urea carboxylase-associated family protein. The transcript is spliced from 2 exons. Bases 143 to 1081 code for a protein of 312 amino acids. Lineage: Eukaryota; Fungi; Ascomycota; Eurotiomycetes; Eurotiales; Aspergillaceae. The record is from RefSeq and is a predicted model, not a curated record.
GCAUUUAAUGGCGCCGGAUUCCUUUUCCCGAGGUCGUUUUCUAAAUCAGAAUCCUAAUCCCUAAACUUUGGUUGCAUAUCGCAGGGCUUUCGUUCCAUUACAGACUUGAGUAGAUUCAGAGGAAGAGAACGCCCUUAUAAAUAUGGCUCCUGCACGUCGUCCUCCGCCCGCAUACACGGCUCCCUCAGACUCCGGAGUCCAUGCGAUCUCCCAAGUCUACAGGUCCAUUUCCGAAACCGCAAACAAACCCUCUCAACGCGUCCUCGAGUCCUCCUUCACGAUCCGACCAUGCUCGGGGCAAGCGUGGGUGGUCCCCGCCGGCCACGUCUGUCGUCUCACCACACCGAAGGGGCCCCAGGUGGGUGAUCUGAAUAUCUGGAACGCGAACAACCCCCGUGAGCGCCUGUGGGCUGCACGUACCCGCCAGAUCCAUGCCUCCCACGUGUCCGUGGGCGACCGGCUCUGGUCCAACCUGCCGUACCUGCGUCCCCUGGUAUCCAUCACCGGAGACUCACUCGCCGGCGGCCAGCUCCAUGAGAUCCUGGACGAGGAGGGCAAGAAGAAAGAAGGGAAGGGCUUUGGGACCACGCAGUUCGGCGGACGCGUGCACGACCUCCUGGGCACUCGCUGCGACCCUUACGUCAACCUCGUCAUGGGCGGGGAGAGUUUCGACUUCCACUGCCAUUCGAACCUGACCCGGGCGGUGGUGCCGUACGGGCUGACCGAGCUCGAUGUGCACGAUGUGCUCAACGUGUUUCAGGUGACAGGGCUGGACGAGGAGGGCAAGUACUUUAUGGAGACUUCGCCGGCCAAAGCGGGGGAGUACUUUGAGUUCUUUGCGGAGGUGGAUGUUCUCUGUGCGCUUUCCGCGUGCCCUGGAGGCGACUUGUCAGAAUGGGGUUGGGAGGAAAAGGCGGACAUGGGGGCUACAACUCGUCCUCUGGGGGUGGAAGUAUACAAACUUGCGGACACGACGGUGUUGGAGGGAUGGAAAGCACCCCAGAGUCCCAAAUAUCUGGGUGCACAUGGCAUGAAGAUGCCACAGAGGGAGGAUGAUGGAACGGGGUAUGUUGGGCUGUAACCGGGGGGUGAGGUCUCUGCAGCUUAGAUUGUUGCUCUGUAUGUUUAGUAGAGUGAAGCUUCCCUUUUGCACAAAGACAUGAAACUGAUAGAUGCGGCA